This is a messenger RNA of Drosophila serrata, 6232 nucleotides long. It is a transcript of the gene PAPLA1, whose product is annotated as Phosphatidic Acid Phospholipase A1. Gene Ontology annotation, cellular component: COPII-coated ER to Golgi transport vesicle; cytoplasm. Gene Ontology annotation, molecular function: glycerophospholipase activity; metal ion binding. NCBI's taxonomy places the organism in Eukaryota, Metazoa, Arthropoda, Insecta, Diptera, Drosophilidae. The record is from RefSeq and is a predicted model, not a curated record.
GAAGCAGCAGUUGCCUGCCUGGAAGUUUUCUCGGUUUUCCGCUUAAAAUCGUCCGUGGGCGUGAAAAUCCUUCGCGAAAAAGGGCAUAUUGACUAGCUAAGUACAUUUAGCUGACGUACGCAUCAAAGUAAAAUCGUUUUGAGUUCGGAAUCGUGAGUUAACAUGUCGGAAAGAUCGAAAGGUGACGUGUCUCGCAUAAACAACAACGCAAACUCAAGCAACUCGACGCGUAUUGUGAAAAACCCGCUUCUGAGCGCCUCCGUGACCGGGCUGAGCUUCGAUGACUUCCCCAAUAAGCCCCAGCUCCUGCCCGCCGCUCCGCCAGUGGUCCAUGCCCCGCCCCCAGCGCCGGCGCCCGUCCUAAUCGCUGGCAUCUUGAACCGCGAACCCAAAACAUUGGUUACUGUGGGUCAGCCUUCGAGCAUUGACGACAGCGAAGCUCUUGACGAGAUUAACUUGAACACCAGCAGCGAGGACUCGGCUGGAGCGGCAGGAUCGAGCCCCUAUCACGGAGCGAGUGAUCCCAACGCCAAUCCUCUGCUGGAACCACCACCGGGAGCUGGUAACGAUUCGCUGCUCAGCCAGGCGGCUUCCUCCUUCACCGCCUUGCCCUCGGUGGCAUCGAACGUAUUCUCCUCCUUCUCGAAGCGCAUCUACGCCGCCGGCAGCAGGGAGCAAUCGGAGGAGCCACGACUGGAUAUCCAGCCAACGUACAUUCAGCAGGCUAACUACGCUCCAGUAGCUCCGGUGCCUGCUCCCUUUUAUGCCGCUCCACCGCCAGCGGCGAAUGAAGUUAUCGCUGCCCCCGAGCCGCCCAAACUCUACGCUCCCACUGAGAUCCCGGCACCAAACGCAGGAGGAGUUACUGCACCACCUCCAACAGCAGGAAACGCCAAUACCUAUCGAUUCACAGCCAAGAAGAAGCUCUACGCUCCCAUUCCGGGAUUCUCAGAUCCAACCGGUCAACCUGGACAUCAGCAGCCGCAACAGCAGACUAUUCAAGCGGCGCCAACUCUACCCUUCCAGACACCGCCGUAUCCACUACAGCCAACGCCGGCAGCAGCUUCCAGCUUUGCUGCACCUUUUGACAUAUCAGCUCAGCCUGCUCCGCCCGCUCCGCAACCCGUAGAGGAAAGGAAAUCCGGCGGAGGGCUCUUCUCACUGACUAGUCUCGUGCCAUCGGGCGUGCUCCAAAACAUCUCCGGGCUUGUGCAAUCUGCCACUGGACGAAGCAGCGAACCAGUUAGUAGCUAUCCCAGCAAUCCUCCGCCUUCAACAGGAGGUUACUUUGACAUUUCAACGGGUCCAGAGCCAGCCGCUCCAUCGACAAACUUCUUUGGGGGUCCACCUCCGGCAGCACCUCAAGGCGGUAACUAUUUCGUGCCUGGAGCCGCUCCACCUCAGGCUCCAACCGAGGCAGCAGCACCAACAUCGACUCCGACACCUGCAGGAGGUUUCUUUGCCUCAACAGUAGCAGCAUCAUCAGCUCCACAAGCCAUAUUCAACCCGGUAGCUCCUACCCCAACGGUUGGAGGCUUCUUUAAUCCCCCAGGAGAGCAACCUGCAGCACCUGUGCCCUUGCUUAACCCAGCGGCACCACCAGCAUCUGCAGCGAACUUCUUUAACCCAGGAAUAGUGCCAGUCACAUCACAAGCUGUUCCCACUCUACCGGUAGCCGCCACAACAGCACCAAAUCUUCCACCCACAUCGUCAACAGAAGGAGGAGGAUUCUUCACACCUGGAGCUGCUCCACCGACAGCUACACCUCCGCCAGCCACUGGAUUCUUGCCAUCCAAUCCGAAUCCUUUACCAGCUGCACCACCCGUGGCAGCUGUACCUCCACCAGCCGCUGGCCAGGCUUCAUAUCGCCUUCAAAAGGGAACGCGUCUGUACAAGAGCCCGUUGACGGCCCAGGAAACCGCUGCUUCAUCUGGUUACGCCGCUCCCUUGGCGCCCACAGCUGCUCCGGCUGCCAUCUUUAACCCCUUUGCGGCAAGUACUACUGCUCCGGCCGUAUUUAAUCCAUUGGGACAGCAGGAGGUUCCACUAUUUGUACCAAGUGUGGAGCAGAUUGCACCACAGCCGGCUCCAGCUUCAACUUUCUUGACAAGUGCUGCUCCACCUCCAACAGCAGUUCCACCUACAGUAGCUGCUGCACCACCAAUAGCAGGAACUCCACCUCCAACAGCAGGUUCACCUGCAGCAGCUGCUCCACCUCCAACAACAGCUCCUCCUACACUAGCACCACCUACAGCAGCAGCAUCCAUUGCUAAUCCUUCUCAGGCAGCUGGAGUUGCAAGUGUCCCACUUUUUGCUGCACCACCAACAUCGGCGGCCAUUCCAUUCUUUAUUCCUUCAGAAACUAAAGAAGAAGUACCAACUGCAUUGAUCCAAAAGGAAUCACAGAUCCAGGAACCCGUAACUAAUCCAGGAAUUCCAUUCUUUACGCCAGCAUCAACGGGUAUUCCAUUCUUUAAUCCCCAAGAAGUUGGAACUGUUCCGUUUGCCAGUGGCCCUCCUCAGGGAUCAAGCCAAGGAAUUCCCUUCUUCGCACCACCAGCAACAUCGGAGAAAGCAUCUGUAGAAGAGGAACCCAAGCAGUCGGAGAAUCUAGGAGAAGGAGGAUCCUUCUUUGGAACAAACACAGAAACGCAGUCACCCAGGAGCCAUUACAAAGUGUUCCCUUGUGUUGCUCCUCCAACAGAGACCAAAAACUCCCUGUUUGCAGCUGAGCAGGUUCCAUUGUUUGCUCCUGGAGUAAUUGAACCUGUGGUAGAACAAGAUCAGGCUCCAUCGGCGCCACUGGAAGUCGGAGAAGAGACACCUUUAUUCGUGCCUGUGCCAGCCGCAGCGGAUCAAAGCCAAGCUGUGCCUUUGUAUCCACCACCAGCCACUGGAUCCACUACAUCCAGUGCUCUCUUUGCACCACCUCCAGCACCAACAGCCACUGGAUCCACUACAUCCAGUGCUCUCUUUGGUCCGCCUCCAGCAGUUUCAACUUUCCCAACGUUCAUCCCAGAUCCUGCAACUUUAGCUGCUCCUUUCUUGACUUCAGCUCAAGGGGAUUCCACUGCUCCUCCAGUAGCUAUAUUCACACCAGCUGAACCAGCUUCGAGUGCUCCGUCAACUGAGGCAGUGGAUGCUCCUGCGGCCUUCUUAGGAUCUCCAGAAGCCGCUGCUACACCGAACCUAUACCGAAGCAGUUCUGAGACUCAAACCGUUUUCAGUCCAUUUGCACAAACUGUAACCACACCGCAGGUACAGGAGAGUGGACAGGAUUUUGUGCCACCACCAAUAGGAUUUGUGGCACCGCCAGGUGAGGUCGAACCUCUUGCCCAGCCACCACCGGCUCCCUCGCCGCUGCAGAACUUCUUUGCCCCGGCAGCAGGUACACAGCAGUCCACAGACUUUAACUUCUUUGCGAGUCCUGCUCCCAGCAGCAUCUUUCCGGAGUUGCCCGUUCAACAGGGAGUUAUUGCACCGCCAGCCUUGGCACAAGAGCCACCUGUUGAUCACGAAGCUAGAGCUCCGGCUCCGCUCGGAUUCGAUCAGCUACUAAACCCAUCCCAGCAAGCGACACAACAAACACCACUUCCAAGUUCAAACGAAAAUUUAUAUCCAAAUUCAAGUAGCAACUCUUUCGCCGGCUUUUUUGGUGGUGCCGGUGCCCCGGAGCCCGCUGCAGUUCCUGCACUUUCUGCAGCUCACUGCGAUCCGGUCAACUUCUUCGAUCAGGUGCCACAGCCACAGUUGCAGAGCAGCCAGCAGGCCAACGAGGAUCAACUUAUCCAGAACUUCUUCAACAAUCCACCGCUGCAGGAUCAGCCGGCCGCACCUGGUGAACUUAAGUACGACAUCGUCCACAGCGGAUUGGCUGUAAAGCAGAAGCCAGAACGAUCCCAGACACCCGUCUCUAAUCUUGUGGAGCCGCCAUCAUCUGCCUGCUCCGAGUUCUCGACACUUGCACCAACUUCCAACACAUCCCCUGAUCGCCAGCAAUCAGGGGAGGAUCUGAUUCAACAGCACCUGGGAGAGUUACCCGAGGAGAUUCUCAGAGAAAUCAGAAUGGCAAAUGCAAACAGCAACAGCACCGACAAGGGACAGCCGGCCACUCCACCGGUGAUUAUAACUUACUCACCAGUGGUUGCCCAUUGGUUCUACAAGCGGAGCGUGGACACCAAAUCCAUCUGGACUCCCUUUAGUCACUAUGACUCGGCUCUGCUGGAAACUAGCCUUAACCAGGACGACUCCGGAUUAAUAGUACCCGUCGAGGGUGGCCGGUACGAUGUGAAUAUCAAGGAGCGCACCAAGACUCCCGUUUACUGGGAGGGCAAAGCCAUCGAGGUGCGUCGCUGCUCGUGGUUCUACAAGGGAGUGGACUCUAAAUAUGUGCCCUACACUGAGGAUACAGCCGCAGUUCUAGAAUCAGAAUAUAAGCGGUCAGCGGAGACGGGCGAGUGGCAUCAGAAGAUCCUCCGAGGGGGUGAGCAGGUGGUCUUCCACGGACCCACCGUCAUAGUGCACUUCCUGCCCCAACAGAAUGCAGAGAGUGCCUGGGGUGGCAGUACGCAAGGCUCCAUGCGACCACGGGUGGUCAAGAGGGAUUUGGAUGACUUCACCAUCGAACAGGGUGAAUCACAGCGUGUGGAUCACUUGCUGUUCAUGGUUCAUGGCAUUGGAUCUGCUUGCGAUUUAAAAAUGCGAUCAGUGGAGGAAGUUGUGGACGAUUUCCGUGUAAUUGCUCAGCAACUGGUUUCGUCACAUUACAAAAACUCCACAGACAUGGGUCUGGUGGGUCGUGUCGAAGUUCUGCCCAUUUCUUGGCACGGUCAUCUGCAUUCCGAGGAGCUCGGCAUCGAUGAGAAACUCAAGUCCAUCACCUUGGAGUCAAUUCCGCGCCUGCGCAACUUCACCAAUGACACACUGUUGGACGUGCUCUUCUACACGAGUCCCAAGUACUGUCAGAAGAUCAUGAACACGGUGGCCGAUGCCCUCAAUGAUGUCUAUCUGAAGUACAGAAUGCGGCAUCCGGAGUUCAAUGGCGGCGUCUCUCUGGCGGGACACAGUCUUGGCUCCCUGAUCCUAUUCGAUCUGCUAUGCCAUCAGGAACCACUCAAGGAGAGCGAAGAGGAGAAUAAGGAGAAUCCUGACGAUCAGCUGCCCCAGAAGCUCCUUCAAAAGGUUCUGCUGCCUAGCAGCGACCUACAGCAACCCAAGCAAGUCAGCUACGCGAUGGGUGGUCCAUCGGGAACGGGUCAGCCCGUCAUCAAUUAUACGCAGCUCAUAUUCCAUCCGAAGAAGUUCUUCGCCCUAGGUUCACCCAUCGGUAUGUUUGUGACCAUCCGCGGUAUCGAUAAACUGGGCCUGGACUUCCACUUGCCCACGUGUCCCGGCUUCUACAACAUAUUCCAUCCCUUCGAUCCGGUGGCAUACCGUAUUGAGGCUCUGGUCAACCCGGAUAUGAAUGGCAUACGGCCGGUAUUGAUACCACAUCACAAGGGACGCAAGCGGAUGCACUUGGAGCUAAGGGAGACGAUGACGCGGGUGGGUGCGGACAUCAAGCAGAGGUUUAUGGACACAUUCAAGACCACGCUGGAUAGUGUCAACUUUUUGGCCACUGUGACCAAGGUGAAAAAGGAAGCCGAGGAAUCGCUGGAAAAGGAGACAAGUCAGACUUCGCAGGCUUUGCAGAAACAACAGGAAGAUCAGGAAGAGAGCUCGGUUGCCAGCUCAUCCUGUAAACUGCGCAAUCGCACCGAUUCCAACUCCACCACAGCCUCCGAUCCAGAGUUUAUAGAGCUCGACUUUCCGCUGGGUAAGCUGAACGACUCGAAGCGAGUGGACUAUGUUCUGCAGGAAGCCCCUCUGGAGUUCAUCAACGAAUACAUUUUCGCCCUAAGCAGCCAUGUCUGCUACUGGGGAUCUGAGGACACCAUCCUGUUCGUGAUGAAAGAGAUCUACGCCAGCCUUGGCAUCAGCACAGACAGCCAAGUGCCGCAAGCCUCGAUGACCAUCGAACGACCAUCCCCGCACCAGAGCCAGUCGCUCCUACCGAUGUGAGUCUCUGAGAACAGUUGACACUAGAGCGCUCUGUCGGAUCGACCACCACACGCACCGACACAAAACUAUGCAUAUUUUAGCGACAAUUGAUUUAGAUACGUUAUUUGUUAGCCAAAUCAUACAAAGAAUUUCCAUACGUGCAACACUAACUUGGUUAAUGGUAUUAUCAAAG